AUUCAUUUUUUUCUGUUAUCUGCUUCCCUUCACUGAGCAUCUCUAGUAGCUAGAUUUCACCACUCGCACACGGUGUGCACACACUGGACCCUGGUGGCCUGCCACUUGCAUAUUUUUGUUUUCCGUAAAAAUAUCAAAGUUCUUGGCUACAAAUUAAAAUUAAAAUUAGUUACACUCUGCAAUACGUAAUCGAAGGCGUUAAUUGGACCAGUAACGAGGGCGCCCAAACCCGGACAGUGGGCGGUAGAGGGGCCAAUUAGCGACAUUGCCCAGCGAACUGCGCAAAUGCCCGAUGGCACUACUCUCGGCACUCGCCAGGCUGCAAAUUAAGGAAUAAAUCAAGGAAGGACACAGGAUGGAUGACCUGUCGCAGGGCGACAUCUGUCGCGUGUGCCGCUGCGAGGCGCAGCCGGACAGGCCGCUCUUCUAUCCCUGCAUCUGCACGGGAUCCAUUAAGUACAUUCACCAGGACUGCCUGAUGCAAUGGAUGCGCUACUCGCACAAGGAGUACUGCGAGCUAUGCGGCUAUCGCUUCAGCUUCCAGCCCAUUUAUGCCCCGGAUAUGCCCCGUGUCCUGCCGCUUAAGGACGUGCUAGUGGGACUGAUGUCCGCCGUCUUGGAGGGCGCUCGCUGCUGGCUCCACUACUCACUGGUGGGCAUGGCCUGGUUUGGAGUGGUUCCGCUGUCGGCCUACCGCACCUACCGCUACCUGUUCCGGGCCAGCUCCUUUGACAUGAUCCUCACGCUCCCGUUCGACAUUUUCUCGAUGGAAAACCUAGCGUCGGAUGCCUUUCGCGGCUGUUUUGUCGUAACCUGCACGCUGUUAUCGUUCAUAGGACUGGUAUGGCUGCGCGAGCAGAUACUCCAUGGCGGCGGUCCCGAUUGGCUGGAUCGGGAUGAUGCACCCUUACAGCCUGCCGCACCGGCUCCAGCUCCAGCGCAGGCAGCAGAGGCCGUUGCUGCGGAGCCGCAGGAUGACAACAACAAUGGCGAUGCACCGCAGGAUGUGCCCAUGGAUAACGAGGCGCCAGCCCCAGCGGAUAAUGAAGCAGCCCAGGAUGCAGCCGCCCAGGAAGCAGCUGCUGCUCCAGCAGUGGCCGCUGCCGCUGUGGACGCCGAUGCCGAUGAACAGAACUGGAAUCCCAUGGAAUGGGAUCGUGCUGCCGAGGAGCUGACUUGGGAACGCCUCCUGGGACUGGAUGGCUCGCUGGUUUUCCUCGAGCACGUCUUCUGGAUCAUCUCGCUGAACACCAUGUUUAUAUUCACGUUCGCCUUUUGUCCCUAUUGCGUGGGCAACUUCAUCCUAAGCUCCAUGGAUCUGCUGCAGCCGGAGAAGCCACUGCUGCACUUUCACGGGCUGAUAACGACGCUCUUUGGAUACUGCUGCAUUGGCCUGACCCUGGUGGUGCUGCACUUCUUCGCCCGAGUGUUUCGACUGAGACGCGUCUGCUGGUUCAUCGGCCUGUGCUAUAUUGUGGUGAAGGUGUCGCUGCUGUCCGUGGUGGAAAUCGGCGUACUGCCUUUGAUCUGCGGCUGGUGGCUGGACAUUUGUUCACUGCCCUUGCUGGAUGCCAGUCUAAAAGAUCGCAAGGCGAGCUUCAAGGCGGCACCGGGCACCUCGCUCUUCGUCCACUGGAUGUUUGGCAUGGUCUAUGUGUAUUACUUUGCUGCCUUUAUAUCGCUGCUACGAGAGGUUCUACGACCGGGCGUCCUCUGGAUAUUCCGGAAUGUAAAUGAUCCAGACUUUAGUCCGAUUCAGGAGAUGAUCCAUGUACCGAUUGUCCGGCAUAUACGACGUCUGGUUGCCUCGGCCAUGAUCUUUGGCUUUGCGGUGCUGCUCAUGCUUUGGCUGCCCAUCCGUAUUCUUCAGUUUGCCUGGCCGAAUUUCUUGCCCUAUGCCUUGAGUGGUGAUGCGGAGGUCAAUGAUCUGAGCCUUCAGUUGCUUCUCUUGCAGGUUGUCUUGCCCGGCUUCUUUGAGCAAAUCCAGACGCGCAUUUGGCUUAAGGGACUUCUACGUAUUUGGUGCACUGCCGUAGCCUGGCUUCUAGGUAUCCGUAGCUAUCUGCUGCCAGCGCCUGAGCCAGAGAAUAACACAGCCGCCGAGGAGGAGGGAGUUGAUGUCGCCGCCGCCGCCGAGAAUGCCAAUGAAGGAGAUGCCGAGGGCGAGGGAAUUGCUGCUGCAGCACCACCGCCACCAUUGCCCCCACCUCCGCCGCCCGUAGAACCAUUGCCAGCGCCACGGAAUUUAGCUGCCGCUCAUCAGGCCAUCAUGCAGCGGGAUGCACCCGUCGGUUUCCAGCCUUACGACAAGCCCUCGCUGUUCGCCAUUCGACUGUGCGCCCUACUGCUCCUCAUGUGUCUCUCCAUUGUGUGUGCCGCCAUGCUGACGCUCACGGUGCCCGUGUACAUUGGCCGGCGUUUAAUGUUGCUCUGGACAGGCAACCCGGCUGAUAAGGCUGCUGCAGGAGCGGCGGUAGCUGGCGGCGCAGGAGCAGCCGGUGUGGCUGGAAAUCUGGCAGCUGUGGAUCCGGAGGCUGCUAGGAAAAACGAGCGAUUGCUGCGUUCGCACGAGCUGUACACCGCCGAAAUUGGUGGCUACCUGUGCUGGAUUAUAUUUCGAGGAAUCGCUGUGGUGGCCACUCUGCUGCCGCAAGGACGUGCGGCCAUUAUAACGAAACUAAAGGAUUGGGCGCGAGUGGCAUUGCGAUAUGCUUUGCCUGUCUUAACCCUGCUAGGAAUCUUUGUGCUGGUUCCUCUGCUAUUUGGCCUGCUGCUGGAGUUGGUCGUGGUGAUACCUUUAAGGGUGCCCUUGCGCAAGACACCCAUACACUUCCUGUGGCAGGAUUGGGCGCUCGGAGUGCUGUACAGCAAGAUUGCUAUCGCAAUGACCCUCAUGGGUCCCGAUUGGCAUCUGAAGCGAGCCCUGGAGCGGGCCUACGUGGAUGGAUUGCGGGACUUUGAUUUGAAGUUUGUGAUGCGUGACUUGGCGGUUCCAAUAGUUACUACUUUUGGUUUAGCCUUGGCCGCGCCCUAUGUCCUGGCACACAUGGUGUUCCCGAUUUUUAUCGCCGACGCCUAUGGACGGCAUGUCGUCGCUCGCAUGGUGUAUCCUGUUAGCUUUAUUGUUGUGGGCAGCAUCUGCUUCGUUUUGUUCCAGAUCAAACAGCUGAAGAAGCUCUAUCUGUCCAUCAAGGCGGAUAAGUAUUUGGUUGGCCAGCGGCUGGUCAACUAUGAGCACCGCAAGAAGCAGCAGCAACAGCAACAGCAGCAGCAGGCGGAGGAGGAGGAGCAGCAGAGGGCCGCCAGGGAGCUGAAGGAGCACCAGGACAGAGAGCGGGAUAGGGAACGGGAAAGGGAGGAGCUGGCACGCGAACCGGAACUGGAACAGCUUCUGUAACGAGUUAAGAUACAUAUAUUCCACAAGGAGCUAUUGAACCGCCAGUGGAGCUGCAUCAGUUGCUGGAUAUACAUACAUAUAUCUCUGUUUAGUCCAUACGUUUUUUUUUUUGGGAGUUUAACGUGUGAAAAAAAUAAAUCUAAUUUUUGCACUUCCUGCUGCGGCUCCCUUUCCACACAGCCUUUAGUUUACUUUUCGUUUUUAUGAUUAAUAAUCUGUUAGCUAAAAUUGUUGUUAAAAAAAACCUUACCCAUGUAUCGCUAAUAGGUCCUAAGUUGUAUGAUAUUUUAAGACAGCCGCUGCGCCAACCCCCAAACACCCUCAAGCCCCCAGAGUUCACAUAAAUAAUCUAUUCAAUGUAAUUGACAACCUUUUAUUAGAGUCAUAUGCAAAAAGGAAACAAAAAACAAAGAAAAAACUAAAUUAUAGAAUGAUUAACAACCGAGCGAAACUUUCAAAGGAAAAAAUCCAAAAAUUCAACAUGGUAAAAGUGGUGAAAAAGAAUUCUAAGGAUAGUGAAGACAUUUUCGAGCUAGCUUUACGAACUGUAAAAAUUAUAUAUGUAUACAUAUAAAUAUAACUGAUUUAAAAUUAAUUAAUAAAUUUAACUUUAAACUUCAA
Messenger RNA from Drosophila kikkawai, 4018 nucleotides. Its product is annotated as E3 ubiquitin-protein ligase MARCHF6. Gene Ontology annotation, cellular component: endoplasmic reticulum membrane. NCBI's taxonomy places the organism in Eukaryota, Metazoa, Arthropoda, Insecta, Diptera, Drosophilidae. Gene Ontology annotation, molecular function: zinc ion binding. The record is from RefSeq and is a predicted model, not a curated record.